GCACAAGACAACGGCCUUGCUGAAAUAGUGGCCUCUGUGUUUCACGGCUGCUUUCAGCUGCAUUGCCUCUGCUGCUUUCGAACGUGUCGAUGCUCUCUCCUCUCGUCCUGGUCACAGAGACGCCGCUGUUUGGCCCAAAAGCUGUUUCCAGCACGCAAUUGCCAGCAUGGUGUAGCCGUACAGCCGCGCGUAGCGACCGAUACCUUCCUGAGUUAUGGCAGCAUCGGCGGCAGCGGCUAGCCGGGGUGCGCUGAUGCGGGCUGGGCUUACUCGGCGGCCCGUGCGCCGCUGCAGCGCGGCCGCCUCGCCAGUCCCUCGGGAAGCGGUCAAGGAUAUCUUGAACCACCUGAUCGCUGGUGAAGACGCUGCGGCGCUGAAGGUUGCAGGGCUGGUCGCCUCGCAGGAGGGCCGGGGAUCCGCCGAGUACGCUGCGCACCACGCCUCGGAGUGCGCUGCGGUGAUGUUUGCCCACGCGGAGGAGGCGCGCAGGCAGGCGCUCAUCUCUGCUGGCACGGGCAAGGCGCUGGAAGGCCGCGACCUCGCCGCCGUCGAGCUGCUGGAUUCCUCGCUGUGGCUGCCGGAGGUGCAGCAGUGCUGGAGCCGCCACCACGACGUCGCGAGGCUGAGCGGCGCGGCGCUGCGGCUGCGCGUCACGCCCAUGGGGGCGUCGUCCUCGAGCAGCGGCGGCGUCGCUGCCGCUCCAGCGCCUGAGGCCAGGGACUGGCAGGUGCUCGGCAGGGUGGUGCCCGUGAGGCUGCUGCUCUCCCCGUGGGCCGCGGUGCUGCAGUCCUACGCCUCCUCCGCAGUGCUGGAGUCGCGGUCAACGGCAGGCAUCCACCCGGCCGUGCACGGGGCGAUGAUGAACCAGGCGAAGCACUGGCAGGAGCACCUCGGCCAGCCCGGCCCGGAGGGCCCGCUGGAAGACCCGAGCGGCGGCGGGCGCGAUUAAAGUGGCGGAGGGUUGUCCACUAUGCAUUAUACCCCGAGUUCCACAACAAGCGCCAGGGGGACGUUAUCGCCACCGACAGCCUCAAACCGAUCCCCGUCGCCAGCAACCACCGCGUGCCGAAGGAGCUUCAGCACACGGCGCGGUGUGCUGACGAGGCGAGGUUGACCCCCGUGGGGUGGUGACCCCCCCACGCUUAUAAUCAAACGUAGUGUAUGAUUUUGUUCGGUACCCGAGCGCCCCGUCAGGGUUGCCCGUGCGUUUGCUUGUUUACUGUUGCUGCUGCUGCUGCUCCUCUUCCUCCUGUUUCCCGUCGCAGGCGAGUACGCGGCCGCCGAGUUCCGGGAGUGGGCCACGCAGAGUGCGGAGGCGGCGAAGGAGCACGUGCGGCUCACCUCGCACUUCUUCGCCGAGGUGGCGCAGCACACGCUGGGGGGCGCCCGGGGCCACCAUUUCUUGUCGGCAGCGGCCGAGCUGGUCGGUGCAGACCCCGCUUUGGACGCGGCCGCCGUGGAGUACGCGGCGCAAGUGUUCCAGGA
Molecule: messenger RNA, 1485 nt
Organism: Prorocentrum cordatum
Lineage: Eukaryota; Dinophyceae; Prorocentrales; Prorocentraceae
Source: the annotation of a GenBank genome assembly